Messenger RNA from Siniperca chuatsi (mandarin fish), 4593 nucleotides. RefSeq lists its product as uncharacterized. NCBI's taxonomy places the organism in Eukaryota, Metazoa, Chordata, Actinopteri, Centrarchiformes, Sinipercidae. The transcript is spliced from 8 exons. The coding region runs from base 972 to 3590 and encodes 872 amino acids. The record is from RefSeq and is a predicted model, not a curated record. Gene Ontology annotation, molecular function: protein binding.
UUGUUUUCACCGGGGAUUUGUGAGCAAAAUGCAAGAGCCCGAGACGCACGCGCUGCGAGCGUGCACGUUUGUUUAGUUAACGUUACAAGCCUUUAUUCGCGUGCAUGAUUUCAUCGUUAUAUUGCAAAAAACGGAGCAGGGAACGUGAUUUUUGUUUGUUUUUGGUUGCAGCUGUUGUGUCCUGUGAGGCGGCGUCUUCCCCUACCCGCCUCAGCUCGCGUUUAAUCGCCAGCCUUUUAUUUUUGAUGUUUUGACGGGACAGAAGUCUCAACGUUAGCUGCUGGAAGCUAACUGGCUAGCCGUGGUUUAGCAUUAAUGUUAGCAUGCAGGAAUCAUCCGUAUGUAAACUGGCUGGCCAGUGAGCUGCUCUCUUGUCGGUAAUCCCUGUCAUGUCAGAUUUCUUAGACUGCAGAUACCGGAACAUAAUAUUUAUCAAACCACCUAUGCUAGUGUUAUUAUGCUCUUAACGCUGCUUGACUGCUCAGCUGUUGCAGAUCCUGACUCGUGGCUUGUUUGGCUUUGAGUAAACAAAGUUGCUGACCAUGACCAAAAUGCAUCCGAAAACAGUUAACUGUCACCAGGCUCAAUGAAUUAGGGACGCUUUGUUGCGCUGAUCAGACCUCUGUAAAUGCAUUUAUACAGUCUGACGUGACUGGAUAAAGGGGUGGGGCCAUUUCCAAUAUUUAGACAAUAAAUCAUAAUGAUAACCGAGAUAGCUGAAAUAAUUUCUCCAUAAUAAUUGCCUGUUUGCAGUAGAUUUGUGUUUCUCAACCCUGGUCCUUGCUCACCACAUCAAAUCGGGGACAGAUUUACUCCUGGAUUGCUGCUGAAGCUUCUGCAAGGACGGAAAACCAGCAUUGAUGUGGUACUAAACUCUAGUUACAAGCCGCGUGUGUGGGAGAAAAAGGAAGGGGACGCCUGUGAAGGUGUGUGACCGAGCGUAUGUAACAGAAGAUGAGGAGGAGGAGAGCAUGUCAGAGCACAGCUACAGUCCUGGUGAUAGUCAGUAUCCAGAGGGUGCAGAAGACCGCCUCCCUCCACCCGGCAGUCCCUACUACCUGCCUGAUCCCACUCAGCUCUGUGUGCCAGAGUUGGGGGAGGAGGGAGCAAGUGGUGUACGGGGACCUGUGCUCUUCCAUCCGCCGCCAAACUGCCGGAUUCGAGAAGUCCACUGUGGGACCCAGGUGCGGUUGGUUGUCAUAGCAAUCCGCGACAUCGUCAAAGGGGAGGAGAUCACAGUGGACUACAGCCUGACAGACUGGGGCGAGAAUGCAAUGGAGGAAGAGGCCGGCCCCCACCCACUGUCCCUCUCCGUUUCUGAUUACCUUACCCCCUCCUGGUCAUUAUCACCUUCAUCCUCCCCACUCACCCACUCUGAGCCCAGUGACUCGGACCGUGAGGAGGACGAAGAGGAGGAAGACGACGAUGAUGACGAUGAUGAUGAAGAAGAGGAAAUGGAGGAGAUAAGGGGUCGAAUGCUCCGCCGCCGCAAGAAGCGCAAGCUGCCCGCGGUGGUCAAUGCAAAGAAGAAGAGCUCACCCACCUCCUCCAGAGGACCUGGGCGCCCCUGCUCAUCCUUUUCCCGCCCGACACCUGUGGCACCCCCAGCCAGAUCCCAGUCUCAGCCGCCAGUCAGCGCCCUGUCACCCCCGACCACCAACAUCAACAACAACAUUAACAUAAACAUUGGCAGCUCCAGCGGUGCCACAGUGAGCCGGCGGCAGCACUGCCCAUACUGCGGCCGCCACUAUCGCUCUCUGGCACGCCACCUGGAGAAGCACCACGCCAACCAGCCAGAGGUCAGAACAGCCAUGGAGCUGGCACACCUGCACACGCACAGCUCUUCAAAUGGCAGCGCCUCACACCCUCACCCCUCAUCGUCCUCCUCCUCCGCUCCUCACAGUCAUUCCUUUGCUGUCCCUCAGUCCUCGGCCUCCAACCCUGCUCCACCCUCUCUCUUCGCCAGGGAGAGGGAAUCACCAGCUACACGCUCGAGCACAGGCAGCGUCUCGUUCUCCCUCUCGCUUUCACCGCCUUCUUUGGCUCAGCCCGCAGCCACCAAGAAGGGGCCUAGCUUACCACUGCCCACCACAAAACGUCCUGCACCCCCAAUGGUGUCACGAGUAAAGAGUCCGUCACCGCCUCCCCCAUCUACUCCCAGAAGGGGUCGGAGGAUGAAGAGAGAAAAGCAUGAAGAGCAGCAAACAGUUGAGGUGGAGAGCUCGAGAAGUCAAGAGGAGCUGGUUCCACCUCCUACUCCAGAGCCAGACAUAGAUCCAGAUGAAGAUCUGGAGCUGAGUGGAGACGGAGAAGACGAUGCACCAGAGGAGAAGAAUGGAGAGAUUGUAAGACAUCACAUGUCUCCGCUGCUCUCUUCCCUCUCCUGUUUGGUCGUCUACCUCCGCCACCAGCAGCACUCCUCUUUCCUUUCUUUAACCCGUUCUCCUCACUCUGCUGAGGCCUGGCGCCUGCUCUGCCAUUCUAGCCUCUCUCUACUCAUCCUCUACAACCGCCACCGGGAAUGUGAGGUGGCCAAGCUCACUAUCCAGGACUACCGCAACCGUAUCACUCCCCAGGCCAGCUCCAGCAACAGCUCCCCCUCUGGCAUGGAAGCCAUCCUGUCCCCCUUUGAGCGCCAGGUCCUCUGUAACCUCCCGCGGGCUGGUGUUUUGGGCAAGCGUGGUCGCAUCCAGCCACUUAUUUUCCCGCCACACUGUGAGUCCUGCCUGGACCUACUCCUUCAAACCAGCCCCAAUGUGGGUGUGGACCCAGAGAGCCCCUAUGUCUUCUCCCGGCCCUACCACUCUCCUGCCACCCCGCUCCGGGGCACGGAGGUUCUGAGAAACCUGGCACGAGCCAGCGGGGCCAAGAACCCCGGAGCACUGACAGCGACGCGUGUGCGGCGGCAGGUAACAAUACUUACUCAACUGCUACUAUUAGAGGAGGGCGAGGGCCAGAGUGGAGCUACCAAACGGCUGGAGGACUUCCUGGAACGAGAAUACCAUGUGACCCAGAACUGCUCCACUAUCAUUCGGGAUCCAGCACUGAUGGGUCGUGUUGGUCGUGUUGUUCUUUAUGGUGAGAGGGAGGGCGUGCUUUUCCGAGGGAUGAGCCUGCAGCACAUCUGUCUAGAGUUGGAUGUAAUGUCUGGCAACUCAGCAGACUCCUUUUCAGAAGAUUCAGAGGCAGAGGAAGAAAAGGAAGAAGUUAAGGAGAAAGCUGAGGUGAUGGUGAAGAAGAAAGGACCGGGGCGACCGCCACGGAAGAAAAGAGCACCCAUUCCUUCUCCAGUCAGCCCAUCGAUAGCUAAUGUUCAUAAGAGGAGAUGUAUUCCACCAAAAUCAGGGAAGCGUGGUGUGCUGAAGCGCCCCUGGUCAGAGGCGGAGCGUGUAGCAGUGGAGACUCACUUAAAGAGAAACCUCCUGGAGCUGCGAGUCCCUGCGAAGGCGGACUGUGAGCGCUGCCUUGAACUCUGCCCUCUGCUGGUGAGCAACCAGCGAGACUGGAGGGCCAUCAAGUUUUACGUCCACAACCGCAUCCAGCUGCUGAAGAAGCAGGGGAGGAGGGAAAGCGCUGCCGCGGUCUGCUAGGGCAAAACACCGACACGGCAGAGGACACGUACCAUAAUGUAUAAACCACCAGCAAAUCAUAAUGAAGAGAAAAGGUCUUGGUCAUGGUGGAGUGCAGCUUCUCUUUUGUUCUUUUCUUUCAUGGGUGCAGUACCUGAAGUUAGGUGCAUCCCCAGUCUCAUCACCCUGGGCAUAAGUGAGUAGAGUAAUAAAACUGACUAAGCUAAGAAAACAGAUGAGUUGCUCCAGUUAAGGAUCAUUCAUACUCAGUAUUCAGGAUGCCCAAUGUCUGUUUUCCAUAUGUAUUUUUAAGCGGUUGGACAAGAUGUAUCAAAAGUGUGAAUAUGAGUUCAGACACAGUGAAUGCAUUUUUUUUUUUUUAAGAUUACUUUUCAUGUCAUCUUUACUUUAUUAUAGUUGACAGUGGAGAGUGGUAGGAGAUAUGAGAGAGAAGGUGACAUGAUGCCAAUCCAGGAGGUUGCAGUAUGCGCUUCAGACCACCAGGACAAGCUACAGCGAAAGCUCCUUGGUCUUGUGUUCGCUUCCAAUGAAGGCUGAUGACCAAACAUGAAUGUGUAAAGCUUUGGAGGAAGAAACCAAUGGUUCUGAACUUAAAAAUUUCCUCACAGAUAGACUACAUGUCUUCAGGACUGAGACAUGUAUAAACUUGUAAAGUUUGUGUUUGAUAUUGACUGGCAUUUUGCUCCCAACCCAUGGAGCCCAACUGACGAGUGGAUUAAAAAGUAUUCUUUGAAGUCUUGGACCAUGAUGCACCUGUAAAGUGGUUCUUGCGUACCCCUUAUACCAUGAUCAUAGUCAGACUAUUAUGUAUCAAGGCACGCCUACUUGAAUUUAUUGCGCAUCAGAAUUUUAAACAAGAAAAUGAUUUCAGAAUCAACAUGUGGUCUUAUUCAUAAUGUAAAUACUUCCAAAUCUAUUAAAAGUAUACAGUAGUGAUGAAGUUAGUAUUGUGUUGUGUAUAUACUGUAAAUACUACCUGUACUUAUUAAAGUGUAUGACAUUU